Molossus molossus (Pallas's mastiff bat) is the source of this 1357-nucleotide messenger RNA. RefSeq names its product Era like 12S mitochondrial rRNA chaperone 1 (gene ERAL1). Gene Ontology annotation, cellular component: mitochondrial matrix. The record is from RefSeq and is a predicted model, not a curated record. Lineage: Eukaryota; Metazoa; Chordata; Mammalia; Chiroptera; Molossidae. The transcript has 10 exons. Gene Ontology annotation, biological process: ribosomal small subunit assembly. The coding region runs from base 20 to 1333 and encodes 437 amino acids. Gene Ontology annotation, molecular function: ribosomal small subunit binding; GTP binding; rRNA binding.
GGAGUGCUUUGCGGCUGUAAUGGCUGCCCCCGGCCAGCGUGGGGCUGCGCUCCUUCGUGCAGUGUUAGGGUUUUGGCAGCUGGGCCCCGUCGCCGCGAGGGAGUGGGCGACCCGGUUCCCGUCCCUCUUGGGCUGUCAGCGGAGGUGUGUGUCCUGUGUCGCGGGUGCCGCUUUCUUUGGUCCCCUCCUGGCCUCGGCUUCUAGGCGUUAUGGCCAGAACUCAGCCCUGGAUCGCUUCCUCGGACUCUCUCAGCCCGACAGUUUGUUGACUCCUCGCGUCCCCGCCGUGUCUAUGCGCAGAGAUGAGCAGGAGCUCCUCUUGGUCCAUCCCCCCGACAUGCCUGAGAACCCCCGCGUCCUACGAGUGGUCCUCCUUGGUGCUCCGAAUGCAGGGAAAUCAACACUCUCCAACCAACUGCUGGGCCGAAAAGUGUUUCCUGUCUCCCAGAAGGUGCACACCACUCGCUGCCAAGCUCUGGGGGUCAUCACAGAGGAAGAAGCCCAAGUGAUUCUACUUGACACACCUGGCCUGAUCAGCCCUGUUAAACAGAAAAGGCACCAUCUGGAGCUCUCUUUGUUGGAAGAUCCAUGGAAGAGCAUGGAAUCUGCUGAUCUGGUUGUGGUUCUUGUGGAUGUCUCUGACAAGUGGACUCGGAACCAGCUCAGCCCCCAAGUGCUUCAGUGCUUGACCCAGUUCUCCCAAGUCCCCAGCAUCCUUGUCAUGAACAAGGUAGAUUGCCUAAAGCAGAAAUCAGUUCUCCUGGAGCUCACGGCAGCUCUCACUGAAGGUGUAGUCAAUGGCAAGAAGCUCAAGAUAAGACAGGCCUUCCGCUCACAGGCAGGCAUACAUUGCCCCAGCCCAGCAGCUAAGGGCCCAAACACACAGUCUGUUGGAGGCCCUCAGAGGAUUGGCUGGCCCCACUUCCAGGAAGUCUUCAUGUUGUCAGCCCUAAACCAGGAGGAUGUGAAAACACUUAAGCAAUACCUCCUGGCACAGGCCCGGCCAGGACCCUGGGAGUUCCAUAGUGAAGUCCUCACUAGCCAGACACCUGAGGAGAUCUGCGCCAACAUCAUCCGAGAGAAACUCCUAGAGCACCUGCCCCAGGAGGUGCCCUACAACGUGCAGCAGAAAACAAUUGUGUGGGAGGAAGGGCCAAAUGGGCAGCUGGUGAUUGUCCAGAAGCUUCUGGUGCCCAAAGAAUCUCAUGUGAGGAUCCUGAUUGGUCCGAAGGGGCACCUGAUCUCCCAGAUUGCAGAUGAGGUGGGUCGCGACCUGAUGAACAUCUUUCUCUGUGAGGUGCAGCUACGCCUCUCUGUGAAGCUCCUCAGUUGACCACCUUCUGCAAUGCCUUCAAAG